Messenger RNA from Stegodyphus dumicola, 2912 nucleotides. RefSeq names its product lysosomal phospholipase A and acyltransferase-like. Gene Ontology annotation, biological process: lipid metabolic process. The record is from RefSeq and is a predicted model, not a curated record. Lineage: Eukaryota; Metazoa; Arthropoda; Arachnida; Araneae; Eresidae.
AUGGUUUAUGAUAAUGAAACAAGAACAACAUCUAAUUCUCCUGGUGUACAUAUUAGAGUGCCUGGUUUUGGCAACACUACGAGUAUUGAUUGGCUGGAUCCUAGUCAGAUAUCACCCAGUGCGUAUUUUGUGAACAUCAUUGAUAUGCUAGUCACGCAAGGUUAUACAAGAGAUGUAGAUAUUCGAGGUGCUCCAUAUGACUUCAGGAAAGCUCCAAAUGAAAUGACAGAUUAUUUUAAAUGUCUUAAAAAUUUAACAGAAGAUACAUAUGAAAAAAAUUCUCAGACCAAAGUUACUUUUAUCUGCCACAGCAUGGGCUGCCCUAUCAUGAGCUACUUUUUUAAUCAGCAGACACAAGCUUGGAAAGAUGAAUAUAUAAAAGCAUUGGUUUCACUUGGAGGAGCAUGGGGAGGUGCAGUGAAAGCUAUGAAAACAUUUGCAUCAGGAGAAAAUCUUGGUGUUUUCGUUAUAAGCCAGACAAACGUACGUAAGGAACAACGUACAUGCCCCAGUCUUUCUUACAUGAUGCCUUCGGACUUACUUUGGGGUAAAGAUGAAAUCUUGAUGAUUACAGCAAAUAAAAAUUACACUGUAUCUAACUAUUAUGAAUUUUUUCAAGAUAUUGAUUUUCCUAUUGGGUAUGAAAUGUAUAAAGAUACAUAUAAAUAUGCAAGAACUGGCUUGAACCCCCCUGGUGUUGAAGUGCAUUGUCUUCAUGGCUUGAAUGUGACUGAUACUGUUGUCAAGCUGGAUUUCCGAAAUACAUCCCACUUUCCUGAUAAUCCAAAAUUAAUUUAUGGUGACGGAGAUGGCACAGUGAAUGUUAGAAGCUUACAAGCAUGUUUGCAAUGGCAAGGCAAGCAAAAGCAAAAAGUAAACCAUGCUGCAGUAUAUAAUGUGGAUCAUAUGGGAAUAUUGGCAGAUGCUCAUGUCCUGGAAUACAUCAAGAAUGUCGUUCAUCAGUGGUGAUUUUUGAUUUUCCAGACUUCUGACUCGUAUGUGCCUUUCCUUGAGAAUAUCUCCUAGUUCAGAAUAACAUGCAAAAUUUUAUUUAGGUAAAUUUUGUUUGCAGCAUAAAACAAGGUUAUGCUUUUUAUUUAUUUUUAAUAAUAAAUUUAGGUAGGAUUGUAAAUAUAUAUAUAUAUAUAUUUAUAUUUUCUAAAUGCCUAGUAAGGCAAUAGUAAUUCAAAAGUCAGAACUAUGUCUACAAGACUGAUCAUAUCACUAGAUGGCAGUAUUAAAGUGUUAUUUUAUAUCAUGAACAAUCAUUUUCUGCACUUCUCAAUAACUAAUUGGAACAAUACCACAUUAAAGUAACAUUUCUUCAGUUUCACAACUUCACGAUAAUUUCGGUAUGCAGUUGUGCCACUUGCCUGAAAAUCUUGUUAAGUCAGGGAAACGAAAAGUGGCUUUUAAAAGAAAAGUAACCUACAAACAGUUGUUUUUAUAAGCAAGGAAAUAAAAGAGUUCUGUAAUGUUCUGUGUUGCUCUUGCUUCUUGAAAGUAUUUUACUUAGCUGAAACAAUUUUAUAGACCCAUUAUGCUGUUCUUCAUGUAUUUGUUUAAAGUAGCAUUAUCACUUUCAUAUUUCUUUGGUGUGUGUCUCUCUUGUUACCAAGUGGUUCUCAUACUUGUUUUGUUUGAAUUGUAUUAGUUCACUGUUUUUACCAGAGACUUUUUUUACAAAAAAAUUAUGUGGCAUGAAGAUUUUAUUUCAAAAAUGUUAUUUCUGCAAGGGGGAGAAAUCCUUAUCAUUAAUUAUAUUAAAUAAAUUUUAAACAGAAAAAAAAUUAAGUUAUUUUAUAACUCUUGAAAUAAUUAUUUUCAUUACCCCAUUUCCUCGGAUUUAAUAUUCACUCUUCAAAUAAUUGCAUUUAGAAUGAAUUCUGUUAGUUCAUAUAGUAUUUCUUUAAAUUGCUUUUUUGUAUAUGUUAAAUAUGUUGAAUAUUUGAGUUUUCAUUAUUCAAUACAUAUUAAUGUGUGCAGCUGUAUGUAAAUAUAAAAAUAGAUAUUUUAAAGAUCUUUAAAAGUAGAAAAGUUAUUUACUCAUCUAGUAGAAAAAUCCAGAGUGCCUAUAAGGGUGGCACAGAGGUUGCCAUUUCUUAAUUACGAAUAAGCAUUUUGCAUGUGACAAAACAUCAUACUGCCUUAUACAUAGGCUCACAAGUUGAACCUCGGACCGAACUACCAGCGUUUAUCGCUCGGCCACUGGUGCACUGUGUUGUGUUCUACAUUCUUAAAAAAAAAAAAAAAAAAAAAAAAAAAAAAAAAAAAAAAAAGAGGGGGGGGGUGUCAUAAAAUAUGCUUUUUAUUGAUUUUAUGUCUUUUUUAGUAAUUUCAAAUCUUGUUUUCUACUUGUUACUUCAUAAAUCCAAUAAAUAAAUAAAAUGAUAAAAAUGUUAAAUGAAGUCAGUAACUUAUAAAAAUAAAUUACAUUUAAUUAACUUUUUAUUAUUAAUUCAAUGAAUGGCAGUGUACUUACAAACUGAUAAACCAUUUUAUUUUGAAGAAAAUAUUUUCCAAAAAACCAGGUCUACGUUUCUUCUUGGAUUAGUGAUAUAAUGUUUAGUUCAUAGUUUUCAGUAUAAUAUAAGUAAUAUCUAAUAUUGCAAUAUUUUACGAUUUUUUUGUAAAAUUAUUGACAAAGAUGCACAUUAUUCAAAAAAUUUACUGAGCUGCGAAUGAGUAGAUUGAAUGUAUUUAAGGUAUGCGAAAGCUGCAAGUUAGGUAUGUUUUUUAGACUUUCUUGCUGUUUUCAUUGACAGUAGAUGUAAACUCAUUAAAAGAGUUUAUUUUAACUGUACAGUUUCUUAUAAUGUUAUUCUCAAAUUGCACACAUACUUGUGAUUAUACAAACUUUUGUGUAUUAUACCAAAGUCGCCAUAUAAUAAAUUUAGAUUAUUGAAAACGUU